CUCCGCGACGCGAGUUUGCGCUCUUCGCAUCCGCGACGAGCGUGAGCCAAAUAACUUGUUUCGAAGCGUUCCGUACUUUCGCAGCCCGGAGAGUUGGUCUGUUGCAGUUAUUUGCGCCCCGCGGCACUGAUUCGGCCCAGAGAGGCCAAACCUAUUGGUGCCUUAUUCGGCCGCGCUUGCAGCGCCUAGAGACAGGCAUUGGUGCCUUAUUCGCCUGUCAUUUGCAGCGCCGAGGCAGAGGAACAGAUGGACCCCGCCGCCAAGCCCACCAUCCUGACGACGCUGCGGCCGCCCGGCGACCAGUGGGCCUGCGCCGCCUGCACUUUAUUUAACCAGCCCGCGGCGACGGCGUGCGCCGCCUGCGAGGCCCCCCGCCCUUCGACGGGCGCGGGCCGCGGCCAGCGCCGCAAGAAGCCGAGGGUCGACGCGCCGCCGCCUCCGAAGCGUAGAGCUUCUCCCAAAGGUGCAGCUCCUAAAAAACGGAAGACCACUCCGAGUGGAGGCGAGGCCGCGCGCCAACGCCUCAACGCGCAGCUGCGCAAGGAGCUCGCGGCCGCAAAAGCGCCGCGCGCGGCCUUCUACGCCGCGCACCGGAGUUGUUUAGAGCCCUUCACGUCAAGCAAAGACCUCGACGCUCUGACGAAAAAGGCCCAGCCACUACCUGAUAGAGUCGCGCGCGUCCUCGUCCAGCCCGAGGCCAUCAAAGCUGAAUUAAGGGACUACCAGCUCCAGUCGCUCGACUGGCUCGCCGACCGCCACGAGCGCUGCGGCUUCGUCCCUUCUAUAUUGGGCGACGAGAUGGGUUUAGGAAAAACAUUACAAACUAUUGCGUAUUUGGCGUGGCUGCGCUUCGAGAAGAAGCUCGAGGGCGCGUCGCUCGUGCUGUGUCCUUUGUCGGUGCUCUCGACCUGGACCAAUGAACUGAAGCGGUGGUGUCCCGAGUUACGAGUCUUACGCUUGCACUCGUCGGACGUCGGCGAGCGAGAUCGAUUGAGGAAGGAAGUCCUCGAAAACUGCGGCGAGUACAACGUCGUCGUCACGACGUACGAGAUGGCCAAGAACGCCUCAUUACGAACGGCCCUCGUCCAGAAGGUCGUGUGGAGAGUUUUGGUGUUGGAUGAGGGUCAUGUGAUAAAAAACAUCGACACCGAGAUCGCACAGACGGUGCGCAAGAUGCACUUCUGUUCCGUGUUGCUGCUGACGGGGACGCCGCUGCAGAACAACCUCAGCGAGCUGUGGGCGUUGCUGAAUUUCCUGCAUCCCGAGGCGUUGCCGGACCGAACGCCCUUCGACAAGGCGUAUGACUUAGGCAAGGGUGUUGUGGACAAGUCCAUGCUCCAAGCCGCACAAAAACUAUUGGCAAAGUUAAUGUUAAGAAGAUUGAAGACGGACGUCGAGCGAGGCCUACCGCCGAAGCUCGAAACGGUCGUGAGCUGCCCCCUCGCGACGCAACAAUUAUUUUGGUACCGAGCUUUACUGCUCAAGGACCACGGGGCUUUAGCUAGAGUAGAAAAGGAUGACCAAGCGAAAGGCUCGGGCGGCGCCUACAAGUCUCUAUUAAAUCUACUCAUGCAGCUGAGAAAGACGUGCUGCCAUCCUUUUUUAUUUGCUGACGCGGAGGGAAAUCCAGAUGAGACGACGCUGGAGGAACUCGUGGCCGCGUCGGGCAAGUUGCGGGUGUUGGAUCGACUCCUGGUGAAGUUGCACAAAGCGAAGCAUCGGGUGGUGGUCUUCAGUCAGUUCGCCGCCAUGGUCGACGUCCUAGAUGAUUACUGUCGGUUAAGGGGCUGGCCGUUCUGUCGGUUGACGGGCGCGACGAAUCGGGUGAGACGCACCAUCAACGUCAAGGCCUUUAAUGAGGAGUGUUCUCCGUUAUUCUUAUUUUUGAUGACGACGCGAGCGGGCGGGUUAGGCAUCAAUCUCCAGUCGGCGGACACGUGUGUCUUGUACGAUUCGGACUGGAACCCGCAGGCCGACUUGCAGGCCAUGGCGCGGGUCCAUCGAUUGGGCCAGACGAAGACCGUGCAUGUCUAUCGGUUGUGUGCGGCCGGCACGGCCGAGGAGCGCGUCUUGCAGAGGUCCCAGAAGAAGCUGUACCUGAGCGAAGUCGUCAAUAGGGGCGACGACCAGAACCAGCAGCAGGAGUCCAUGACGGCUUCAGAAGUUUUGUCUAUGGUCAAGUUCGGUGCUGCUGCUAUAUUUGAUUCUAAGAAUCAAGCGGAGCCGUCCGACGCGGACUUAGAUGCGAUUGUCGACCGUUCCAGGACGGAGACGACGUCAGUAGGAAACCUCAAGGGCGAGCAAACGCACAACGCGUCGGACUUCGACGCGACCACGGAGGCGAUCGACACGCGGAAUUUAUUUGGGUUAAGGGUCGACGCGGCUCCACAAUCGAUGGCCGACGUGGCGUCCGCCUGGACGGAAGCGCUCGCUAGGAUGCCGGACAAGCGAGAACGCAAACAAAGGGUGCAGCUCGUCGAGUCCGAGAUCGGGCUCGUGCCGGUGCUCGGCGAGAACGCGUACGACCUCGAGAACGGCGAGGCGUCGGUCUUUGCGAGGGAAUUGAAGGGCCAGGACAAGGGCCGGUUCGCCGUGCAACAUCGGAGGAUGAUUGUGGCCGGUCGCGACUACAAGCACGACGACCGGUGCUUGGCCUGCCACGGCGCCUGUAAUGAUAAGGUCAAAAAGUGUCGCUUGUGCCCCGUUGCCUUACACUCGAAAUGCGCGGUCAACGGCGCGUCCGGCAAGGAAGCUCACAAUGCGACGUGGCAGUGCCCGCAGCACGCGUGCUCGGUAUGUGCUAAAUCUACCUCCGCCGCGGGCGGCAUGUUAUUUCGAUGCGAAGGGUGCGUCAAGGCCUUCUGCGAGGACUGCUUGCCUAGCGAUGUCGUCGUCGUAGGGGAGUCGCGGCGGUACCUCGCGCUCGGCGCGCCGAGUCAAGCCAUGGCGUGUUAUAUCCGGUGCUCGAAAGCUUGUACCGACCGCUUGGGCGCCGAGGACGCCCUGCAGCCGCCACCGAUCCAGACGUUCGAGCCCUUGGAUUUGAGUGAAGUGGACGCGCGCAACAAGACGCUCUUCGAGGAGUGCUCGGCGAAGGUCGGCGCCGGCGACGGUGGCGAGGACAUUGACGACAAUAAGCGGAAGGAGAUCCUUAAAUCGGUACGGUCUAUUUUAGUACAAGAACUGUUAGAUUGCGGUUCUGGCGACGAGUUUGGGACGGAGGGCGCGCCGCGCUUCAGGAUCCGCCUCCAGUUCCACGGGUCGCGGCACGCGGCGCCCUCGGGCGAGACGGGCGGGUUUAGGGGCGUGGCCAAGCGUAUCCUAGACGGCGUGAUCCACCGGCCGCGCGCCGUCGCGGCGGCACUGGAGGCGUUGAUAGAGGACGGCGAAUUAGUACUAGCGCCGGGAGGGACCUCAUACACUUCUGAAGAUAAGCACGACGCGCGCUAUGAUGCUGGGUCGUUACUAGAUGCAGUGAAACAACUUAGGACGACGCGCGUCCAGGCGCGGAACGCGGCGGCGUUGUCACUGGCGGCGAAGGCUUCAUCGGGUAUCGUGCAAGCCCUGCUGCACGACCCGGCGUCGGGCUACGCCAUCGACGACACGGCCUGCCCCGUCGUGCCGCGGAACCGCUUCGAGCCGGGCCGCAUGUGCCGGCUGGGCUACGAUUGUAGAGGAAGACCUAGGACGCAGGGCCACGUCUGCUACUUGUUCCCGACGAGAUCCGAGCGGGAACUUAUCCGGGAUGUACUGGGCUGUUUAGCGGGCGACGGGACGAUCGAAGUGCUGGAUGACCAGAAUGCCUUGAUCCCGGGCCCAUCUGUCGCCUUACGCUGGCAGGAGGUGAAGGGACUCCGAGCGGCUCGGACGGCGGCCGUCGCGAAGGCACUCGAGGAAAGGCGCGACGCGCGGCGGUCGCUCGUCGAGGAGCGCAAGGGCAGGGCCCUGGAAAGGGUCGACGGCGCGGGCUGGGCCCAAACCACGGACCUCUUCGGCCACAAGGGCGACAAGCGGGCCCAGGACCAGGCCUUACUGGAGCUCGUCGCUGCCAAUUCAUUGGUAACGGCGUCCACCCAGAAGCUCGGGACGCGCUACGCGCGGCCCGCCUACGCGGAGCGCUACCCUCUGACAGAGUGGGUCGACCGCAAGGACGCCAAGGGUAUCCACGGCAAUUAUAGAGGUGUGCACUGGGACCGCGGGGCCCAGCAGUGGCGCGCGCAGGAUUUACAAGGUAUUAGCGUGGGCUUCUUCGACGAUCUGGAGGCGGCCGCGAAAGCUAGGGACGACGCGGUGUUCGAUCCGCGGAACCCGGCGUACGCGUAUCGAGGCCGGGCCCAGCCGAACAUCCCGCGGGCCAACAGUCAACCGGUGCCGACGCUCGCGCGGCGCACGGCGCCCGUCUCGAGUUCGCUGGCGCCGCCGCCGCACGGCCACGUCUUCCCGGCGAACGGCCACGUCUUCACCGUCGGGCCGGGCUUCGGCCGUUCUUCUACGAAUGGCUUCGCCCUGCCGCCGUCAGCGUUAGAUCAACCCUACCGUUCGAACGGCCGGGCGCCGGCCGUGUCGGCGACGCCGCCGGCCAGCAUCGGCCCGGGCUUCGGCCGCUCGGAACCGGAGAACGGCGACGGCCCGGCGCCCUUCACGAUGCCGCCGUCGUGACUUCCCCUGUGUACCCGUGGUAUAACGUAUAUAUUUCGUGU
Molecule: messenger RNA, 4700 nt
Organism: Pelagomonas calceolata
Lineage: Eukaryota; Pelagophyceae; Pelagomonadales; Pelagomonadaceae
Source: the annotation of a GenBank genome assembly